CCGAGAGAUGCGGAAGUCGAGCGAGGAAAAAAAAUUAAACAGUAAAAGAAGGUGGUUCCGUGAAUCCAGUCCAUACCGACGCUACCAAGAGGAAACACUCGAGUGGUGGUCACGUGUUUGGAGGAGAUGGACCAGGAUCAGAACCAGGAUCAGAUCCAGGACCGGGGUCAGAUCCAGGAUCAGAUCCAGGAUCAGAACCAGGACCAGGACCAGGAGUCCAGCAGGACCAAAGCGGACUCUUCCUCCGCUGGUCUGCAGAAACAUAAAGCCAAAGAGACAAGUUACUGCUGUGAUAGGAAGGAUAAAGUCCUCACCACUUCACCAGGUCUGAAGGUCCAAAAGAGGAUUCAUACUGAAAAGAAGCUGUACACCUGUGAACAGUGUGGGGCAGCUUUUACCACAUCAACUAUUUUAAAGGGUCAUCAGCGUAUCCACACUGGAGAAAAGCCGUACAAAUGUGAUGAGUGUGGGAUAGCUUUUGCCCGACAAUGUAAUCUAAGGUGUCAUCAGCGUAUUCACACUGGAGAGAAACCUUACAGAUGUGAUCAGUGUGGGGCAGCUUUUACCCAACAAGGUCAUCUAAGGAGUCAUCAGCGUAUUCACACUGGAAAUAAGCCUUACAGAUGUGAUCAGUGUGGGGCAGCUUUUACCCAACAAGGUGAUCUAAGGAGUCAUCAGCGUAUUCACACUGGCGAGAAGCCUUACAGAUGUGAUCAGUGUGGGGCAGCUUUUACCCAACAAUGUAAUCUAAGGAGUCAUCAGCGUAUUCACACUGGAGAUAAGCAUUACAAAUGUGAUCAGUGUGGGGAAGCUUUUACCCAACAAGGUAGUCUAAGGAGUCAUCAGCAUAUUCACACUGGACUUAAGCCUUUCAGAUGUGAUCAGUGUGGGGCAGCUUUCACCCGACAAAGUGAUCUAAAGAGUCAUCAGCGUAUUCACACUGGAGAGAAGCCGUACAGAUGUGAUCAGUGUGGUGCAGCUUUUACCCGACAAGGUGAUGUAAGGCGCCAUCAGCGUAUUCACACUGGAUUUAAGCCUUACAGAUGUGAUCAGUGUGAGUCCUCUUUUACCCAACAAUGUGAUCUAAGACGUCAUCAGCGUAUUCACACUGGAGAGAAGCCGUACAGAUGUGAUCAGUGUGGGGCAGCUUUUACCCGACAAGGUGAUCUAAGGCGUCAUCAGCGUAUUCACACUGGAUUUAAGCCUUACAGAUGUGAUCAGUGUGGGGCAGCUUUUACCCAACAAUGUGAUCUAAGGCGUCAUCAGUGUAUUCACACUGGAUAAAAAAUUGCGAUAGCUCAGUUAAAGGAACAAAUUAGACAUGUUGUGUUGUUCUGAGAAAAAAAGAAAUCUGGAGUUUUGUUUUCAGUUUCAACUAAAAAAUGUGUUUAUCCUAAAUUAGAUUUUUCACCAGGUUUAUGUUUCAUGGUUAUGCGUCUUGUUGCCGCCCGCAGCCCGCCCGCAGUCCAUAUUCAGUCCACACUCCACAAAUCUUGUACAAACCUUACAAAUCUUAUUUAGAAAGCUGAGAUUCUUGUGAUUCCAGCAAUAUAAACCAUUUCAGGAUAUAAUCAUAGCAGCUGGUACACAUCGACACGACAAACAAACAAAGAAAGAUUAGCGCAGAUGACGCAACUUACCGGUUGAGACUCAUGGAACAGUCCAGGCAAAAAUAUUCCCUCAAAAAUGCUCUGGUUAGCUUCACAAAGGUCCAUUAGAUCAAAUCCAGUAAAGUAUUUAGUCCAAAAUACCUUUUCUUAUACCAGUAAAUAUCCACAAACAGCCGCUCUUCAUCUCGAGCAUCGUGGUCGGACCGCAUGUUUACAUCUGUAACUCCGUCCUGCACGUUUUCAGACAGGAGACCGCGAUGGUAAAAUGGAGCGUACACUCUACAUUGAUUGACAGCUCAUUCCGCCAUAGAGGAGCAGCCCCUGUCCCCUCCACCGACAACAUAGCGAAUGAGCGCCUGUAUUGGGAAUGACUCGCACGUCCGGCUUUUGUCAUUAGAAAAACUUAGGCAAUUGUAGCAAUCGUCCAGAAGAUGGUGCAAUUCUAUAGCCAGUGAAAUGCUGAAAAGAACGAUAUAGGGUUUGUAUUGUAUGUUAUUGUAUGUAAGAUUUCUGCCCAUGGGACAUAAUUGUUAUAAUAAAAGUCUUUGCAAGACAUAGUCUUACAUGUGUAAAAUACUCAUUUUUUGUGGUAUUGUUAUCAAAUUUGAACUUGCACUAGAUAAGGCUUCAGGCUGUGGUCUCAAUGUGUUUUGCAGCUAAAAGGUCACAGAUUCACUCAUCUGCAGACAUCUGAUUACAAAAGAAAUUUCCCGGCUGAAAUAAAAACCUUCUAUUUCAGUGUGUUCAAACUGAGAUUACUGAAUUAUAGUAGUAGUUACAGUGAUUCUGACCGGGGGAAGGACUUCAGAGUGUUACCUUCCAAAAGAGACCCAAACCUUCUCUGUACUUCAAACGGUUCAAGAAUAGCUUUCAAUUUACAUUGGGUAUGCCUUGGAUAGGUGUUUUGGGCGACUUUUACAGGAGUGGGAACAAGUAAAAAAGUUUCUUGUUUGG
Messenger RNA from Cololabis saira (Pacific saury), 2564 nucleotides. RefSeq names its product zinc finger protein 239-like. Gene Ontology annotation, cellular component: nucleus; PcG protein complex; transcription regulator complex. Gene Ontology annotation, molecular function: RNA polymerase II cis-regulatory region sequence-specific DNA binding; DNA-binding transcription activator activity, RNA polymerase II-specific. Gene Ontology annotation, biological process: regulation of transcription by RNA polymerase II. The record is from RefSeq and is a predicted model, not a curated record. The coding region runs from base 127 to 1284 and encodes 385 amino acids. NCBI's taxonomy places the organism in Eukaryota, Metazoa, Chordata, Actinopteri, Beloniformes, Belonidae. The transcript has 3 exons.